This is a messenger RNA of Eremomyces bilateralis CBS 781.70, 750 nucleotides long. RefSeq lists its product as uncharacterized. The coding region runs from base 1 to 750 and encodes 249 amino acids. The transcript has a single exon. The record is from RefSeq and is a predicted model, not a curated record. Gene Ontology annotation, molecular function: nucleic acid binding. Lineage: Eukaryota; Fungi; Ascomycota; Dothideomycetes; Eremomycetales; Eremomycetaceae.
AUGCAUUACGAUCCUACGGAACAAGCACGAGAGCGUAUCAUUCGCCAAAAGGGCACGGGCUACCGACCGGAGAAUAUCCAAAACCGGCCAGCGACACAGGGCAUGGUGCUCCAUAUUGCUGCGUCUUGCAAUUGGUAUUCCAAAAGCAGCCUCAAGUUCUAUCACGACAAGUCUGAAGAUCCUCCAAAGCCGCAAAAGCCAGGGAAACCUAGGCAAAAACAGACUGAAACGGACGAACAGUUCUCCCAACGAUUACAAGAUUGGAAGGCGAAACUGCCCCACAAAGUUGAGGUCAAACAGAAGGGGAACUCCAUGACACAGGAGUAUUACGCCAAACACAUCCUCCCUGCUAAUAUUGCGCGUAUUGAGGCCGCCCGUUUACACCAUCGCGGGUCGUUUGGUGCAGACGUUUGUGGGCCACUUUUGACUCUUCAGGAAGAUAACGAUCCAUCGCACGGUACACAGUCAAAUAACGUCGCAUCUUCAUUAAAGCAUAUCAAUUGGAUCGAUUGCUUACAACAUCCAUCACAAUCUCCAGACCUGAGCCCUAUGAAAGCGCUCUGGGGGAUUCUGAAACAGAGGGUACGCAAGCGGGUAUGGCAGACCAUGGAAGAGCUCAAACAGAUACUGAUUGAUGGAUGGGAUAAAAUCACGAUGGAGGAAGUACGUAAGAGAAUUGCAGAGAUGCCAUACAGAUGCCAUCUAGUUGUAGACAAUAAGGGAGACUUUAUUAAGACUCCAUUGUGGUAG